Molecule: messenger RNA, 3679 nt
Organism: Xyrauchen texanus (razorback sucker)
Lineage: Eukaryota; Metazoa; Chordata; Actinopteri; Cypriniformes; Catostomidae
Product: transmembrane protein 41B
Exons: 7
Coding region: 140-964 (274 amino acids)
Cellular component (GO): endoplasmic reticulum membrane
Source: RefSeq, a predicted model, not a curated record
ACAGUCACAGGUCACCGGUAUCCUGUCGUUGACGGGAGGAGGAGGAACACCGGCUGAACCAGCGUCCAUUGCGACAGGAUCUUUAAUCGGCAUCUGAGAACUCCCUUCGUUUAUUUUCUGUUUGUGUUAACAGAUCGAUAUGGCCAGGAAGAGAGGAAACCGUGAGACUGAGAGUAAUCCUCUGGUAGAAGAACAUAGGCCCUCGAAAGGGACCCAGUCACCAGGAGGAGCAUCAGCGCGCAUGUCAAUCCUCAUCCUCGUCUCCACAUUUGCAUGUUCUGCGUGUGUCAUGUAUCUGCUUUUCAAAAAUUUCCCAGAGCUGAGCGAAGAUGAAAGGGGAAAGAUCAAAAUUCCAAAAGACAUGGACGACGCCAAGGCGUUGGGCACAGUGCUGUCCAAAUACAAGGACACUUAUUACACACAAGUACUUUUAGCGUACUUUGCUACAUAUAUCUUCCUUCAGACGUUUGCCAUCCCAGGCUCCAUUUUUCUCAGUAUUCUAUCGGGAUAUCUCUACCCGUUUCCUCUAGCUCUCUUCCUGGUCUGUCUGUGUUCGGGCCUUGGAGCGUCUUUUUGCUAUAUGCUGUCUUAUUUAGUCGGGAGACCGAUGGUCUACAAGUACCUCACAGAGAGAGCGCAGAAAUGGUCACAACAGGUAGACAAGCACAGAGACCACCUCAUUAAUUACAUCAUUUUUCUGAGAAUAACACCGUUUCUUCCAAACUGGUUCAUCAACAUCACCUCGCCAGUCAUUAAUGUGCCUCUUGGUGUCUUCUUCCUGGGCACAUUUCUUGGAGUAGCCCCUCCAUCCUUUGUGGCGAUAAACGCAGGGACGACGCUGUAUAAGUUGACCACAGCUGGAGAGGCAGUGUCCUGGAACUCUCUCCUCGUGUUGGGUGUUUUGGCUGUUGUCUCCAUCCUGCCUGUCUGCUUUCAGAAGAAACUCCAGCAGAAGCUUGAUUAGACAUCACCAGCCCUUCUUGUUCCAGCUCAGGAAUGAUACAGCGGUUGACCUCUAAGGCCAACUUCUCUGUUUUUCGACUCUUCUUUUAUGCAUGCACCACAAAUCUUAAUUCCUUCAUGUGACAGGUGAUGGCCAACCAGUCCGUCAGUGAUCUAGACUCUUUAUUUUUCUCUGCAUUUCAAGGGAUGAAAAGUCUCCCAUCACUAACUCCCUCUAGCAUUAAGCAAUAUUUUCCAUGUCAGUGUCUUCAAAGGUUUUAAACUCCCUAAUAUUUUUCUAAACAACAGCAAUGUUCUUUUUAAAAUUCUAGGGGAAGAGUCCUGUAAUUUGUACAAUACACUGGAAAAAGCAGAUUUUCAUUCCCUCAGUUGCUGAGAUCAAAUAGGAAGUGCCAUUUAAACUUUCUUUGGUCUCACACCCAAUUUAAUAAUCAAACGUGUUUGAGAAUGAGGUAUUACAUGCAUCAGAAACCAUUCAAGGGUUAGCUUUUUAACAACAGACUUGAUUUUCUGUUUUUCUUUAUGUGACGGUUUAUUUUCUAAUUCUAAUCUUAAUUUUAAUGCCUGUUAAAACUGCAGUUGUGGUCUCAAUAUUGGUGAUCUACCAACAGAGCCCUGUGUUCUGCUGCUGACUCUAGGUGAUAGUGCUAAGCUAAAUUUGACCCUAACCAAUUUGUAAAAUUGGACGAUGCCACAUUAGUAUUAGAGAUCAAAUCUGUGGAUUGAAUUUGUUUAGAUUGGUACUGCCUUAACUAGAAAUUAUAAAGGUCAAAUUUGCAGCUAAGGGUCUGAUGCUACUCAUACAACUGAACCAUUAGCACCCAGUUUGACAUUUCAAACACAUCGCCUGUUUGUUGAUGGCAUAUUUUAGUCUCUUUACACGGGAAUGCAACUUUUUGAAAUAGUCAAAAUGCCAAAUGAUUUUGAGCUUCUUGAAAUAGUUCUUAGUAUAACGUAAGGCCAUAGGAGUUCGGCCUAUUCGUAGGUAAUAAUUUUCAUUCAAAUCACAAAACAGAGGGAAGUAUUAAAUCUGAGCCUUAGUUUGGUUAUCUGGAAAUGCAAGAGAUUUAUAACUGUUAAAGUCGGUUACCUAGACCUAGUUAAGCCAAGCCAUUGUAAAAGAUUUUGAAUGGAAUAUUUCUAUUUAACUAAUGCAACUUAGUGUAACUUUAUGCAGUGUGGAAUCUUCCCGCUGCAGUUAAAGGGACAGUUCACCCAAAAAUGAAAAAUCUCUCAUCAUUAACUCGCCCUAAUAACGUCCCAUAUGUGUAUGAAGUAUUGUAUUUGCUGAACACAAAUUAUUAUUAUUAUUAUUAUUAUUAUUUAUUUAAGAAUAUCUCCGCUCUGUUGGUUCACACAAUGCAAGUGAAUGGUGACCAAAACAUUGAACCUCCAAAAGCAAAUAAAGACAGCAGAAAAGUAAUCCAAAAGACUCAAGUGGUUUAAUCCAUGUCUUCAGAAGUGAUAUUGCAGGUGUGGAAGAGAAUAAGAUCUAUUUAGAAGUCCUUUUUUUACUACUUCUUGUGUUUUUGGCGAUUCACAUUCUUUGUGUAUGUCGCCACCUACUGGCAGGGAGGAGAAUUUAUAGCAAAAUAAUUAAUUAUUGAUCUGUUUCUCAACCACAUGUAUCAUAUCACUUCUGAAGACAUGGAUUAAACCACUGGAGAUUUAUGGAUUAUUUUUGUGCUGCAUUUGUGUGCUUUUUGCACCUUCAAAUUGUUGGUACCCAUUUACUUUCUUUGUGAGGAGUUAUUCUUCAAAAAGUUUUUGAUUCAUUUAAUCAGCAUUAUUAUGCUUUGUUUGUGUUCUGUGGAAGUGAGGCAGUCAUACACAUCUGGGAUGGCAUGAGGGUGAGUAAAUAAUGAGAGAAUUUUCAUUUUUGGGUGAACCGUCCCUUUAAACAGCCUUUGAGUAACACAAAUCAGUCUUAAGCUAUUUUGGUUUUACUUUUGUCUAAUAGCUAAGGUAAAAUAUGCUGUAUUUUAUUUCAUUUUAUUUUUUGCUUUUGAAUACCUGAAAACCAUAUCUGUGAGACAUUGUAUCAUACAAAAUGGGUUGUAAAGUUCAAUACAGCUUUAAGUUGGGAAUGGGCAUGAGGUUAAAUGAACAUUGUUUGCACUGAAAUGUGUGCGAUGAGGGAUUGUUGUUAUACCUGAUGGCCUACCAUUACUCUGAUACAUAAUUUGAUUUGUUCUCUUGUAAUAUCUGCUGUCUCUUUCAUACAUGUCAUUGAGUUUGUCAUCUUUAAAUGUUCCAAGUACCUCAGAAAGCUCUUGAGUAGAACAAGAACUGAGAGAGCGGAUGUUACUGAGUUAUGCGUUAGUUCUGCAACAGUUUCAAGUUGCAAACAAACUGUAUUUGCUGAUGAUGAUGAUGAUGAUUGUUUGUUUAUUGAUAAUCUGUCCUGAUUGCAAUUUCCUAAAUUCUAACCUGCUUUUUCUCUGGCAUAUUUUUACAGAGAUGUCUUUAUCUAUAAAUGAUGGCUACUGAUCACAGUAUUACAUAACAUUUAAUUGAAAAUGUUUUGUUUUGUCCAGUAUUUAAAAAAAAAAAUAAUCUAUUCAUCGAUCUCUUUCUAACUUCUUGGCACAUAAAAUAUUAAGAUAUUUAUUAUGGGAUGAUUAAACACAUGUAUAACAUUUGCCUCUUCUGAAUUUGCUCAAUUUCAACUAAAUCGUAGUUGUGUUUGUUCAUGUUUGCUCUGUUUUUAUUGUAA